Etheostoma spectabile (orangethroat darter) is the source of this 3211-nucleotide messenger RNA. RefSeq lists its product as uncharacterized. The record is from RefSeq and is a predicted model, not a curated record. Gene Ontology annotation, molecular function: zinc ion binding; nucleic acid binding. Bases 397 to 1989 code for a protein of 530 amino acids. The transcript is spliced from 2 exons. Lineage: Eukaryota; Metazoa; Chordata; Actinopteri; Perciformes; Percidae.
CAAACCAUGUCCAAGCUGGUGAACACUGUCUCACACCGUCCCGGGGACAUACCUCUCCCAGCAGCACGGUGCACGCCCCUUUGAGGUUGAACGUGCCCCGGAAAACGUCACUGACACGCCGGGAGUCUCCCCCUGAGCUCCGGCCGAGACCCGACUCACUCCGGGACUGGUUGUUCACAGGAGACUCUCCUACUCUGCUGCCCUUCGCCAUACAUACAUGCAGGUUAAAUCCGCUGCAGCUGGACAAAGGAUUGAAAAUCGCCUACAAGAUCCAAGAAGUCCCUGAGGACUGCUCGUAAAUCUGCUCCCUGUUUGUGGCAUCGCAUUCCACAGAGAUAACGGAAACAGCACUAAGGGUCACAAAAGGUCAAGAGAGGUACCGAUCUAUUGAACAAAAUGGGGAAAAGUAACAGCAAACCUUGGACUGUGCCUGAGAAGUCCAAGCUGAAGGGAUGUGCAAAGAUUAUGUGCGAGAAACACGGUGAUAAGACAUGCCAACAGCUUCCUCUGUGGGUGAAGACAUUUGGAUUUCCGGAGAAUGGUAGUUUCAGUGUACGUCGGAUACGGCUGCUGCAAGAGGAACUGGAGGAUUAUGAGAAAAAGAAGGGUUACGGCAGCGUGGACUGGAAAGAAUUUCGGAUGUGGAAACAGGAAGCCGAGCUACGACAGGGAUGGCAAGAGAAGGGGCGCAAGAAAGCCCCGAGGAAAUCUAGUCCCUCACAUCCACAGAAAGACCUGGCUCCUCUCCCUGCCCCGGCCCCACAUCCGCCUGUGGAUCCACGGCGGGAGGUCCGAGGUCAGCCGACCCCAGCAGAACGCACCCCGCCGGGCCGGAGGUCCGCUCCAUCACCACAUCCCUCCGCAGAAGACGUGCUGGUCGGAGAACAGACAACCCACGCCACCUACAAAACAAUUAAUGAGCCUCAUCUGAGGGAAAGCGGUGCUGGGGUCUCCAAGGCUUUGACCCUAGAUUCAGAGGCAACAAGAUCACCAACAACCAACGGCAUCAAAAGUAUUGAGGGGCGUGAUCUGAGAGAGACUGGAGCCGGAGAGAUGGAGGUCUACAGAGCCUGGACACAAGAUUCAGGGACAAGGAGAUCACAGACAACCCCCGUCUUCCGAACAGGUGAUGGGCCUAAUCCCAGAGAUAUUGGAGCAGGAGCCAUGGAGGUCUACAGACCAUCAAGCUUACAGAAAACCCACAACGCCAUCCAAAUAGUUCAGGUGCCCUAUGCCUACGGGGUCUGGACGCCAGACGAGAUGCGCUCCUUUGCCAAGGAACUGCCAGACGUAACCAAACGAGGAGGGGCUGCAUUUGUUAAAAUCCUGUCCCUGAUUGUGCAGGAAUUCAAACCGAGUCUGAGAGAAAUCCAGAGUCUCCUGAUCCACAAAUUGCUACUGAAAUUUAGCAAAGUAAAAGGAAACUGGCUGGAGAGAGACGCCCCUUACGACUGGACCCCAGGCGCUGGGUAUCGCAAACACGUAGAGGAGCUCUACGAGAGAAUUGAAACAGCGUUCCCUGUGAGAUUGAAGGCAAUAUGCUGCAAGAAACAGCCUGACGAAACGGUGGACAACUAUCUGAUCAGACUGACCGAGGUCUUUGAAGACAACAGCGGAUUGGUUCCAGCAGCAGACCCAAACAUGUCCCUAUAUGAAUCCAUGCUAAUUUACUACUUCCUGCAGGGCCUGGAUGAACAAAUUAAAGACCAGGCAUUCAAACAUUCGCCAUUCUGGGAGACAGGACGCCUGUCAUCCGUCCGAGCACACGCCGUCCACGCUGAAGAGACUCUGAGGGUCUUGGAAGACAAGAGAAAGCAAGAUAGAGUUCGACUGGAGGAGAGGUUCAUGAAGGUGCUGAUUCAACUUCUGCAGGCGGAAAAUGGAUGGAGAAACGGAGGUCGAGGUCCGAGCAGGGGAUCACGGAGGCACGGAUGCUGGAAUUGUGGCGACCUCUCCCACUGGAAAAGAGACUGUGACCAGUCAGGAUGAGGACCGAUGGGCGGUAGAGGAAGUAUUCAGAUUCUUUACUUAAAGUCCCCCUCCAUUACAUUUUUUUUUCUAUGUUUAUUGUCAGGUUCAGGUCACUUAAACUUAUUAAAUCAAAGACGGUCAAGCAAGAAAACGAGACGCAGACGGUAAUGAGCAGUUAAUAGACAAUUGCAAGAGGGAAGCACACACGAGGAGCCUCCUAUCUCCUGCAAGGCUCUCAGGGAACUAUUUCUCUGUAGCUCUGUCGUUUUUAUUAAACACACACACACACAAAGAUUCACAGUUGUUGGUACAAAUAGGACAUCUGUUAUUUGGUUUAUGCCUACGCUAAAAGAACCAAGGCAAAGUGCAGGCCGCUUGGGCAACGUGUACUCUGACUGACCUCGAAUCUGAGACAUUUAUUGUCUCUGUGAUAUACAGCAGCGAGACAUUUACUGCCUGUGUUAGGCAGCAGUCACUAAAGAAACACAGUUUGUUAGAAACACACUUUGUUAAAGGUGCAUACAAGAAUAAUAUAAUAAGAAUGAAGGUUAUACUACUUUAAGACACUACUACAGAGAAAUAAGAAAUAAAAGACUUUAUAAAAAUGAAUUCUCUAUCAUUUAUGUCCCCCUAAAAUGUCACCCAUAUGUCUUUUCCACCAAGGCAGUUCUGGUGCUGGUUCGGAGUCAGUGCCAAAUAUUGAACCGGUUCUUUGCUUUUCCACACAAAUAAACCUGGUUCUGGGCCCAGAACACGGGUCCAACUCAGAACCAACUCAGCGCUGGUCCAGAGAUAAGAACCGGUUACGUCAGGUGCUGGGAGCGGGGCCCGAUAGGCUUUUUGUCGGGGAAAUUGGGACUGCCCCGGUCAAACCGGGACGUCUGUUCACCCUAACGGUGUUUUGCUUGACGCUACUGAUGUUGCCAUCGCAAGCUAGCAAAAGAUUAAAUAAACGUUAAAUCAUGCGAGAUAAUUCCCUUUCUUCUUGAACGUAUCCUCGGUCCAUAGCGGUCACGAACAGCUGUAGGUAAAUGUUCUCCGUCAGUUAGCGUCCACUAAAAGUUGUUUUUGCCGCUGACAGACUCAGACUCAGUGUUUGACAACGUUAUGGAAAGGAUCCCUACAGAGAUCGGUCUUUAAAACCUCUUUAAGACCUUUCUGUUUAACCAGAAACAGCUCCGAGGUCGCCCAAGCCAAACCCACCAGACUCCAUUUAAAAAAGCAAAACCUUUAGCAUGUA